AUGGUCAAUAUUGGCAGGUCCAGUACCGGUUGUGCGUUGUGCCGGAAGAGGAAGAUCAAGUGCGACGAAGGUAAACCUGGUUGCAGGCGAUGUGCACAGGCACACAAGAUUUGCCCAGGAUAUCCCUUCCAGCUUCAAUUGCAACUACGUCUAGACCAGUUACCUUCAGCAGGAGUACCUGCUACGCGGGAUUGCCCGCUUGGUCCAAUCCCACCGCCGGGCCAGCCUGGUGACAUCGAACAACAGACGAUAUCGCGUCUUGUUCUAGACAAAUUACAACAAAACAGAAUCAAAGCUGAGAACUCAUCCUCGUCGACGGGUGUGGACGACGCCGCAACAGCUCGUCGGUCAAUCUCACCGCCACCACGUUAUGACGUCCAGCAUCAAUCGCUCUGUUUUUUCGUCAACCUCUUCUGUUUCCAGGCAGGGCGACUUUACUCAUUUCCAGUCCUUGAUUUCUUGCCAGAAGUACUUCAGAAAGCCGACCCAUCCUCAUGUCUUCAUCAAGCGGCCACCGCUGUCUCUCGUCUGACCUUGGCCGACAGAUAUAGCGGCAAAGAUGUCCGACUGAACUCUGAUCCCCAAUAUGGUCAUGCGCUCAAAUUGGCAAAAGCCACAAUCCGUGACACGGCUGCUAGCAUACAAGACGAGACUGUGCUAGCCGUCUGGCUACUCGGGCUAUACGAACAUAUCAGUGUUCUUUUAACACAUUCGCGUAGAACAGCUGAAUCUCAGACUCUCGAGGAAGAAUGGCAAUCACAUAUAUCUCACGUUCGAGGUGCGAUGAGGCUAUUACGUCUUCGAGGGAAGUCGCAGUUCACGACAGCGGCCGGAAAGAAGAUCUUUCUCAUCUUCAGGGCUGCAAUACAACUGCGACUCUUCAUCUUAACUUCAGUUACGUCCAAAGACUUUGAUGACCUUGAAGUUGAUGUCUUCAAAGAAGAGAACGAAUUUGUCCCGUCCCAGACAGCGAAUAAGGCGACUGCCUAUUUUCACCGAGUCGCACAACUACUGGAGGAGGUUCGAGUAUUCCUUGCGCACAGAAAGGAAGAUCCCGCGAAGACGGUGGGCACGGCCGAGGACUUCGUUGAGCGUGGCGAAGCUCUCGAUGAAGCAAUGACCGGCUGGAGCAAGGAUGAGCCGGGGUGGGAUCUGCUGAAGGUGCGGGCUGCCACAGCCGGUACAAUGUGGGCUCUAUAUCCCUCACAUGCACGAUACCAUUUUUACAGCUUUUGGGUUUAUCUAUACUGGAUACGAUUUCUCACCGCCCGGAUUAAGCUCUACGAAGGUCUUAUUGAGUUGCAAAAGCUGCUGGCACGAGCUCCUGCCGAUCAGCGCUCUAGCACCGCUGCUCCGAGACUCAAGAUAUCAAAUUAUGAGACCAUCAUCCAGACGACCGCCUCCGAAUUGAUUGGUCUGACAGCAUAUGCCUUGGGCGAUGUCACGCCUGUGGGUGGGUUUAAUUCGUCAGCAUCUGGGGAAUAUCCAGCGAGAGGUGUCCAGGAGAUCAAUGUAGUCGCAGCAAUGCAGCUGGUCAUUCCGCUGAAAAUGUUGCAGCGUUCAGCCUAUCCUACAGCUACCCAGAAAGGAGCGGUUGAUCUCGCCAUCUCUCAUAUUGGUGACGGGUUCCGACGGCAGCCAUUGAUGUUCGCUGGAUGA
This is a messenger RNA of Exophiala viscosa, 1659 nucleotides long. RefSeq lists its product as uncharacterized. The record is from RefSeq and is a predicted model, not a curated record. The transcript has 4 exons. Gene Ontology annotation, biological process: regulation of DNA-templated transcription. Gene Ontology annotation, molecular function: zinc ion binding; DNA-binding transcription factor activity, RNA polymerase II-specific. NCBI's taxonomy places the organism in Eukaryota, Fungi, Ascomycota, Eurotiomycetes, Chaetothyriales, Herpotrichiellaceae. The coding region runs from base 1 to 1659 and encodes 552 amino acids.